AUGUCCAAAUCGUUGUUUGCCAAUGUAGUCAGUCACAAAUCAGCAGAGACAAUUGCAAAUUAUGCCGAGUUUAAUGACAGGUUGAAGCACAAUGUGCUCGUGAGGCAAUUGUAUGAUCUCGAGUAUGAAAUGGGUUCGAUUGACGAGGUGCUUCUAGAAGCCGUAAAGGAGGAAGCGGGGGUUAAUGAGAAAGAGGAGGUGGGCGAUUGGGAAUGCUGUUAUUGUAUUAACGAGAGGGACAAGUCUAGUGAGGUGAACUAUAUUGAUGGGAGUGGAAAAAAGGAUCAAAUAGAGGACAAGACGGAUGAUGUAGAGGUUUAUGAAUUUGAGUUUACUUCGAGAUGGCACCAAGCUGUUUCAGCAAUGCCUGGUUUACAAUAUACAAGAGCUGGAAGUGCCAAGCAUAUACAAUCAUUGAUAACUGAACCAAGACUACGAAUUACACAGUCAGUUUCUGACAAGAUUAGGAAUCGUAACUUGUCAUUAAUACGAGUUAAUACAAUAUAA
Lodderomyces theae is the source of this 507-nucleotide messenger RNA. RefSeq lists its product as uncharacterized. The record is from RefSeq and is a predicted model, not a curated record. The transcript has a single exon. The coding region runs from base 1 to 507 and encodes 168 amino acids. Lineage: Eukaryota; Fungi; Ascomycota; Pichiomycetes; Serinales; Debaryomycetaceae.